This is a messenger RNA of Rosa rugosa (rugosa rose), 756 nucleotides long. RefSeq names its product pentatricopeptide repeat-containing protein At4g38150-like. The transcript has a single exon. NCBI's taxonomy places the organism in Eukaryota, Viridiplantae, Streptophyta, Magnoliopsida, Rosales, Rosaceae. Bases 1 to 756 code for a protein of 251 amino acids. Gene Ontology annotation, molecular function: protein binding. The record is from RefSeq and is a predicted model, not a curated record.
AUGGCAAAUGACACCCUCGCUGAGGAAGCCAAAGAGCUGUUUAAGCCUCGAUCUGAGUGGGCCGUACUGCCUGACGCGGCCAUCUAUACAGUUGUCAUUUGGGCCUGCAUCUGUUCCAGCAAGAUCAAGGCUGCUCACAACGUCUACCUGUAUAUGAUAGCUAAUGGUGUCGUUCCCACCUCCUGCACUUAUAUUAUACUCAUCAACACACUUGCAAAUAACUCAUCUUCUGAUGUCAAUUUUGUUUGGUAUGCCAAGAAGUAUUUUUUGGAAAUGUUGGAUAAGGGGAUGACGCCUCCUUCAUCUUCCUACAUGGCCGUCUUCAAAGCCAUUGCACGCCAGGAGCCGGUGGUGAAGGCCAAGGAGUUUCUUGAGCAGAUACAAGCAAAGGGGUUCAGCCCUAAGUUGGACGUUCCUCUCUUUGAUGUGACCUACAUGGAAGAAGCAAUGAAGGCAUUGAAGAUGUCUGACGUUCUUAUCAACGCUACCCCUGACAAGAAGUUGCAAAAACUCUACCGUAAGUGGAGCACCACCCGCAAACCCCUCAGGGAUGAGUUUCCGAAGAUGUUCAAAGCCUUGAAAGCCGAUGGCAAUUAUGACCAGGCCAUGGAGCUCUAUAGGCGCGGUUGGGAUACAAACAUAAUUCCAGAGGUCGUACUUCACACCGGUGUUAUUGAAGACUGUCUCGAGGCUGGCAAUACCGAGUGUGCUCUGAAGGCUUACCGGACCAUGUUAGCUACUGGGGUACUGUUUUAA